UGCCCAAUUCCCACAUAAGAUUCUACCGCCUUUUUGUUUUGUUUUGCCUAAUAUUUGUUAUUCAGUUUUGUUUGUAAUAUUGACUUCUUUUAUUUGAUUUUUAAUAAACAAAAAUAAUAUUUAGCGAAUUACAUUUAAAUCAAUCGCAAAUAUUAAACUUUCAAUAUUAGAGAAUAUUUUAGACGUUAUGGAUGACAGCCAGUGCAAUAUAGAAGGCCCUCCUAGUAAUCAAGGAUCUCGAAUUACCCAUAAGGCUGGCCGAUUUAUGUGUCUUACAUGCAGUAAGCGAUUUACAAAACCAUCUCUUCUGCGUCGUCAUGAAGUUAUACAUUUGCCAAAUAAACCCUUUGAAUGCUCGGAAUGUCAUAAGCGAUUUUCACAGGAUUCCUCAUUGCGACGGCAUUAUUUAGAGAAGCACGACUUAAAUUUAAAGCGUUUCCAAUGCAUUAAAUGUCCACUUAGCUUUGCUCAAAAAAGUAAUUUACGUUUACAUGAUGAAAAGGUGCACCCGUCAAAAAGAUUGGAACAUGCAGAGAGCUACGCCUGCGACCGAUGUCCAUCUGUGUAUGGGAACAAACAAAAACUUAGUAGACACAUAAAUUUGGUGCACAAAGAUGGUAAUAAAUCUAAAAAUGCUUUUGAUAAAAUAGAAGAGGCCGAUGAUUUGGCAUUAACUCAAAGCGUUUUGGAGCAACUGAAAACAUUUCAAAUGGAAAUGAAUUCCUUACAAACGCCAGUUUUGGAAGUUGAAGAGAAUUUAGAUGCUACAAACAUAAAUAUUUUAGACAACUCCAAAAAUUUUAUUGAAGUGCCAACACAGCAACAAGAAGAGGAACGUAUAAUCAAUGAGGUGUUACUUAAAGAUCGUUUAAAUGCACAAGGCAUUGAAUACUAUCUGGGUGUGCAGCGCACUGUAAGGAAAGAUGGAUGUGCUGUAUAUAUAUGUGAAUUUUGCGCUAAAGAAUUUCGAAAAUCAUACGAUUACAUCAGACACCGACGUGUGCAUACAAGCGAGCGGCCCUAUAACUGUGGUUUGUGUGAGCGUGCAUUCAGCACCAAAUCGAAACUGCAUGAGCAUAUGAAGAUACAUCGUUUAGAUGAGCAGCAAGGCAUACCAGCAAAGUAUUAUCCCUGCGCAGUUUGUAGUAAAGGAUUUAGUUCACUGCGAAUGCUGGACAAACAUAUGAGCACCCACGAGCAAAUUUAUCAAGUCGCAUAUAAAUGCAAAAUGUGCGAAGAAAUGUUCAAAUCCAGCAUCGCACUUACUUACCACAAACAUAAACAAAUUGAUGCAGACUCUAAAUUUUUGCAACAACUACUACCAACACCUACUGAAAUCUAUACAAAUACUAAUAGCAUGGAAAGCAGCUACGAAAUACCAGAUUGUUCCACUGCAGUUUCCCCACCAGAAACAACCAACAAAUCGCAACACUUAAAAAGGAAGCGUGUUGUGUCUAAAUGGAAAUGCAUUACUUGUGAAAGACAUUUUUCCAAUUCCUCCACAUUACGUGAUCACCGGCGUAUAUAUCAUGGGUCUUACAGUCGUAAACGACGCAUAUCCGCUUCAGCUUUUCUUCGUUGCUUCAAAUGCUCCUAUUGCGCGCGUGUCUUAGAAACUAAAGCGCGUUGUAGAACACACAUGUUGACACACUUGAAUUGUUUACUAAACACAGAUAAAUCCAAUCAGCAGCCGAAUGCAACAAAUAUAAUUAAUGCUUUAGGGUUUGUCACCAGCUUAAUAAAUCCUGCCUCCGUCAAAGUUGCGGAAUUUAAUGUAAUAACAAAACGUCGUGCAACAAAUAUGCAACAUAAAAGUAAAAAACGCGUGAAAAAUUCACCGCAACGUCAUAAAUGUCAUAUUUGUAAGGAGAAAUUUCGUAAACAAUGCGAUUUGAAACGUCAUUUAGUUGUGCAUACAGGUGAGCGUUUACAUAAAUGUGCCACAUGUGAUAAAAGUUUUAGUUUGAGCAGUACGUUAAAGCAGCAUAUGCUAACACACGCCACAGAGCGUGCAAAACACAUUUGUAUCGUUUGUACGAAAACUUAUUUGACCAAGAAAGCGCUCAAUGUGCAUUUAAGGCUGCAUACCGGCGUGCAGCCGUUUAAAUGUGAACACUGUGAGCUCGCAUUCCGCACUUCUGGUCAAAGGAUAGCACAUUUAAAAGUAAGGCAUGGCAUACAGAAAUUGAAAUCGACCAACAAAAAGUAAAACGCACUGCAGUUCAUUGUAUGCAUAUUAUUUUGAUUUCACUGUUGUACAACUUUUACAACUACUACAUCUACACUAACUAAACUUAAAUAAUUUCAUUGUUAUAUGGAAACGAAAAUACAUUUCUUUUGAAAAACUAA
Molecule: messenger RNA, 2349 nt
Organism: Bactrocera dorsalis (oriental fruit fly)
Lineage: Eukaryota; Metazoa; Arthropoda; Insecta; Diptera; Tephritidae
Product: zinc finger protein 91
Exons: 7
Coding region: 188-2209 (673 amino acids)
Biological process (GO): regulation of transcription by RNA polymerase II
Cellular component (GO): nucleus
Molecular function (GO): DNA-binding transcription factor activity, RNA polymerase II-specific; RNA polymerase II transcription regulatory region sequence-specific DNA binding
Source: RefSeq, a predicted model, not a curated record